AUGUCUGAAGAACAAUUUACAGGAUCAUCAGAUACAAAAAAGAAUAAUGUCGUUGUUAAGGUUGGUAUGGUAGGAGAUUCACAAAUCGGUAAGACAUCAUUGAUGGUAAAAUAUGUUGAAGGUACAUUUGAUGAAGAUUAUAUUCAAACAUUGGGUGUUAAUUUUAUGGAGAAAACAAUUUCAAUUCGUGGUACAGAGAUCACAUUCUCAAUUUGGGAUUUGGGUGGCCAAAGAGAGUUUGUAAACAUGUUACCAUUGGUUUGUAAUGACGCCGUUGCCAUUUUGUUUAUGUUUGAUUUAUCUAGAAAGUCCACUUUAAACUCUGUCAAAGAAUGGUAUAGACAAGCAAGAGGUUUCAAUAAAACUGCCAUUCCAUUCCUCAUUGGUACCAAGUUCGAUGUCUUUGCCACUAAACCAAUCGAAGAACAAGAGGAAAUUACCAAACAAGCUCGUAAAUUCGCUUCUGCCAUGAAAUCACCUCUCAUCUUUUGUUCAACUUCUCACUCUAUCAAUGUUCAAAAAAUUUUUAAAAUUGUAAUCAGUAAAGCCUUUGAUUUAAAUUGUACUAUACCAAAAGUUGUAGGUGUCGGUGAACCACUUUUAGAAUAUUAA
Dictyostelium discoideum AX4 is the source of this 612-nucleotide messenger RNA. It is a transcript of the gene spg1, whose product is annotated as small GTPase. Gene Ontology annotation, cellular component: microtubule organizing center. The record is from RefSeq and is a predicted model, not a curated record. The transcript has a single exon. Bases 1 to 612 code for a protein of 203 amino acids. Gene Ontology annotation, biological process: regulation of cell cycle process; intracellular signal transduction. Gene Ontology annotation, molecular function: GTPase activity; GTP binding; ribonucleoside triphosphate phosphatase activity. NCBI's taxonomy places the organism in Eukaryota, Evosea, Eumycetozoa, Dictyosteliales, Dictyosteliaceae.